Lutra lutra (Eurasian river otter) is the source of this 1147-nucleotide messenger RNA. It is a transcript of the gene CENPV, whose product is annotated as centromere protein V. Gene Ontology annotation, molecular function: carbon-sulfur lyase activity. Gene Ontology annotation, biological process: positive regulation of cytokinesis; pericentric heterochromatin formation; regulation of chromosome organization. The transcript has 5 exons. Gene Ontology annotation, cellular component: spindle midzone; kinetochore; nucleus. The record is from RefSeq and is a predicted model, not a curated record. The coding region runs from base 66 to 872 and encodes 268 amino acids. NCBI's taxonomy places the organism in Eukaryota, Metazoa, Chordata, Mammalia, Carnivora, Mustelidae.
GGGGGCGCGCGCGGGACGGCGGGGACGCGCGGGCGCUGAGGCCUGCGCGCCCGGCUGCCGGAGCCAUGCGGCGGGCGAGGAGCAGCGCGGCCGCCAAGCCACGCGGGCAGAAGCGACCCGGGACCUCCGGGACCUCCGGAGCCCCCGCGGCCGCCCCCUCGGCCCCCAGCGCCAGCCGCACCCGGCGCUCCGCGGGUCAGGCCGGGGGCGACAGCCGGGCGGCGGCGAGGCAGCCGUCGGCGAAGCGGCGGCCGAGGCAGUCGUCGCCGCGGGCCCAGGAGGCGGGCCCCGGGCAGCCGCCUCCGGAGCUGCCGCCGCUGCCGCCGCCGCCGCCACCGCCGACCCCCGCCACCCCGGCUACCACUCUGCCCGACCUGGGCGACCAGCGGGAGCGCUGGGAGACGUUCCAGAAGCGACAGAGGCUCACCUUCGAGGGCGCCGCCAAGCUGCUGCUGGACACCUUCGAGUACCAGGGCCUGGUGAAGCAUACGGGAGGUUGCCACUGUGGAGCUGUUCGCUUCGAAGUCUGGGCCUCGGCCGACUUGCACAUCUUCGACUGCAACUGCAGCAUUUGCAAGAAGAAACAGAAUAGACACUUCAUUGUUCCAGCUUCUCGCUUCAAGCUCCUGAAGGGCGCCGAGAGCAUAACCACUUACACGUUCAACACGCACAAAGCUCAGCACACCUUCUGUAAGAGGUGCGGCGUCCAGAGUUUCUACACUCCGCGCUCCAACCCCGGAGGCUUCGGAAUCGCUCCCCAUUGCCUGGAUGAGGGCACCGUGCGGAGUGUGGUCAUCGAGGAGUUCAACGGGACCGAUUGGGAAAAGGCCAUGAAGGAGCACAAGACCAUCAAGAACAUGUCUAAGGAGUGAGCUCCUGCUUCUCCCGUCCCGAAAAGGAGGAACCAUGGGAGCCAGCUGCCAUGCUGGCCCCGCCGCGCGCCGGUGGUGCCCGUGAGUGUGGCUGACCCAGGCCACUGGUCCCAAUGGCCCGCGGCCACCCUGAUCUCCGCAGUUUGCUCAGCCACCAGCUUCUUUAGGCAGCUCUUCGUCCUUCCAGCCCAGAUUUUGAUGUAGGCUAGUCAUCCUUUCUCUUCUCAACUUUUGUGUGAUCUUUUAGAAAAAUAAAUAUUUUUAACAUGAAAGCA